Molecule: messenger RNA, 1020 nt
Organism: Lasiosphaeria miniovina
Lineage: Eukaryota; Fungi; Ascomycota; Sordariomycetes; Sordariales; Lasiosphaeriaceae
Product: ribonuclease H-like domain-containing protein
Exons: 1
Coding region: 1-1020 (339 amino acids)
Biological process (GO): ribosomal large subunit assembly; rRNA processing
Cellular component (GO): nucleus
Molecular function (GO): 3'-5' exonuclease activity; nucleic acid binding
Source: RefSeq, a predicted model, not a curated record
AUGGCCCCGGAGCUCUCAUCAAACUGGAAGAAACUUCAGGCCAAGAUCAAGGCGGAGUCCGCGCCAACCACGGCAGCCACACCUGCCUCGAAGCGAAAGGCGAGCGACAGCCAGAGCGGCCCCGGUCCUCGGGAUCUUCACCCGUCAAAGAGACAGAAGCAGCCGCUCAAGCCAGGCCGCUCAGAAAGACCCGCGCCCCGGAAACCCAGCAGCAGCUUUAAGCAGGCGCACCCAGCGACGUCCAUGGGCAACACGCAGAGCUCCAAGAUCGAUGCCGUGACCAAAGCGGGCGUGUCGCCGUCUCUUGCGCUAUGGGCAGCGAACAACGACAUCUCAGCCGAGGACAUGGCCGAGGCGUACGGGCUAGGCCUGCGCGGCAAUGCGAUGCUGGAGAAGACGGCGCCGGCGCGCCCUAACGAGGGGCUGGCCCCGGGCGUCGAGGUGGGCAAGUACAUUGCGGUCGACUGCGAGAUGGUAGGCAUUGGCGAGGGGGGUCACGACGACGCGCUGGCGCGAGUGAGUCUGGUCGACUUCCACGGGCGGCAGGUGUACGACUCGUUUGUGCGGCCGCAGGAGCCCGUCGUAGACUGGCGGACACACGUGAGCGGGGUGAGCCCCAAGAACAUGGCCACGGCGCGGAGCUUCAAGGAGGUGCAGGCACAGGUCGCCGAGCUCCUCCACGACAGGAUCCUGGUGGGACACGACGUGAAGCACGACCUCAAGGUGCUCCUGCUAGACCACCCGCCCAAGCACACACGAGACACGGCCAAGUUCUCGGCCUUCAGGAAGUACGGACAUGGGCCGAAGCCGGCGCUCAAGGUCCUGGCGCAGGAGCUGUUGGGGGUGGAGAUCCAGAGCGGACAGCACUCGAGCAUUGAAGACGCACGAGUCACCAUGCUUCUCUUCAGAAAGCACAAGCAGGCCUUUGAUGUCGAGCACGCCAGUCGCUAUCCCGACACAGCCGUGCAGAAAUUCAGAAACGGCAAGUCUCAGCCUAAGAAAUUCAAGGACAAAAAAUGA